Cynoglossus semilaevis (tongue sole) is the source of this 2200-nucleotide messenger RNA. It is a transcript of the gene manf, whose product is annotated as mesencephalic astrocyte-derived neurotrophic factor. Gene Ontology annotation, cellular component: endoplasmic reticulum. The transcript has 5 exons. Gene Ontology annotation, biological process: neuron projection development; dopaminergic neuron differentiation. The coding region runs from base 391 to 933 and encodes 180 amino acids. The record is from RefSeq and is a predicted model, not a curated record. Lineage: Eukaryota; Metazoa; Chordata; Actinopteri; Pleuronectiformes; Cynoglossidae.
ACCAAAGGUAUUAACCUAAACUUAAAUUCCGUUUGUUGAUCUAAAUCACUCCAGCAAGUAAAGAAACUAUUCCCCUCUUUGCUUCACUUGCAAAUCCACGCAGAACUCUUACAGCGAAUGUGGCCCAAUUGCACGGCGCCAACUGGACGUUGUUCCCGGAAUGCGCCGUUUCGUCCAAUCAGAGCAAACUGCGUGGAAGAAGUCGGAAGCGGCCUGACAUUUGUACCAAUGGAUUGGCUCUCUCGUAUGACGCAGAGACCGGAAACACUGUAACAUCGAUUCCUACUAUACCGGCGUCCGCUUCAUGAGCAUCAUUGUAAGGACUUUUCUUCCACCAACUGUUGUCUUAAAAGAAAAGUACGAAUCCGACGCGACUAUUUCUCCCUAAACAUGUUGACUUUAUGCGGGUUGUCGGUGGCUCUCGCUCUUGCUCUGGUGCCCGCUCCCGCCGCAACGCUGAAGGAAGGAGAGUGUGAAGUAUGUGUGACCUUUCUUGGGAAGUUUUACCAGUCUCUCCAAGACAACAACGUGAAGUUCGACAGCGCAGCUAUUGAAAAGGCCAUUUUAAAGAUGUGCAAGGAUGCAAAAGGCAAAGAAAACCGCUUUUGUUACUACAUUGGGGCAACGACGGACGCAGCAACCAAAAUGAUUAACGAAGUUUCCAGACCACUCAGCUACCACGUGCCUGUGGAAAAGAUCUGUGAAAAACUCAAGAAGAAAGAUAGCCAGAUUUGUGAACUGAAAUAUGACAAACAGCUGGACCUGAGUUCAGUGGACCUGAAAAAGCUCAAGGUGAAGGACUUGAAGAAGAUUCUGGAGGAAUGGGGCGAGUCCUGCAAAGGUUGCGCUGAGAAGUCUGAUUUCAUCCGCAAAAUCACAGAGCUCAUGCCCAAGUAUGCACCAGCUGCUGCCAAAGCACGGACAGAACUGUAACGUGACAAAAACACAAAGUACAACACAAAGGAACCCUGGACUCAAUUUGGACCAAACUGUUAUCACGGACCAGGAAUGACUGAUGUUUGACAUGUUUUUUUUUUUAAAAAAGUUUUCAGAUACGAAGGUGCCAAUGUUGGGGGUUUACAGACGCAGUACAUAAGACAUGACAGUGCCCUAUAUAUAUAAAUAUAUAUAUGAAAAUUAAGUUAAUAUUCACCUUGCUUUCAGUUAUUUUGUAAAAUAACAAAAACAAAAUUAAUAAAAAUAUAAGCCUAUAUGUAUGUUACCAUAAAUGUGACGGAUGACUCUGGAAUCCCUCCAUUCAUGGAUCUGUGUCUACCUUUUAGGAACCACUGUCAUCUAAUGUGAUGAACAGUCAGGGUGUGGAUCUGUCAGUUCUUCCUCAAAUGUAAGUACUGACACAGGAACAGGGUACAGGGAUCAGUCGAGUGUUGGUGAACUGCCUAUUCCAACGACUGAAUCAAAACCAUUACCAGGUUUGUCACUUCUCUCCAGUUUAAUGCCAUAAUACAGAGAACACCCAGAGGGUCAACAAACACUAGUGUCUUUGGAAGACCAGUGUUUUUCAUCUUUAUGCCAGUCAGGUUUGUCACACAGCACUCUCUUCUCCUGCUAAGUUAAUGUGACACGCCUUCUGGUGACAUUAUGGUUCAUAGAGGAGGCUCAUGCUUUUGUUUUUUUCAUAGAAAAUAGGAAUUUGAGACAUUUUGAAUGCAUUAGUUUUAGAGUGAAGUCUUCAGGUUUAUUAGGAAGUGUAUCAAUGGAGAUGUGGGAGGUUAAUCAGGUGGUGCAGGUUUGUCCAGUUACAGGCAGCUCUUCUUUUUAUUGUACAUUAGCAUGAUCUCUCUCAUUGCUGCAGUUCAACACUACAUCCCAGAAUCCCACUGCUCCUUUAACACUACAGAUCUUGUUAUUGGCUUCUUUUGUUUUAGGUGAAACUUUUUUUUUGCCAGGAACCAUUUAAAUGAAAUUAUGUUGGUCAUUUUUUUCUGCCUGUAUUUCCUUUGGUGGGAAAGUCCUGUAAAGAUCCUGUCAGUUGUGGAAAUGGCGGUGCUGAUUCUUGGCGUCAUCUGUGCACUUUCCAUGGCUUAACCUUGAAGACUGCACAAAAAUGCCUGGACUUUCAUGUUAGACCAACGACUUGAAGUCGUCUCCAUUAUUUAGAAGCAAAAACAGUGGACAAAAAUCUGCUCUGCCUCAACAGAUUGUUUUAAAUAAAGUGCUUGAAACUUUUAUUUUAAAA